Molecule: messenger RNA, 885 nt
Organism: Funneliformis geosporum
Lineage: Eukaryota; Fungi; Glomeromycota; Glomeromycetes; Glomerales; Glomeraceae
Source: the annotation of a GenBank genome assembly
AUGGGAGUAUUUAAAACAACUACAAGAACAGCAGUGACAGAAUGGAUAGAACGCAUGACGUCAGAAAGAUAUAAGGAUGAUGAUUUCAAUGAUAUGUUUGAAUUAUGUGAGGUUAUCAAUAUACAAUCUACAGGACCUAAAGAAGCAAGUAAAGCGUUAAAACGUGCUUUAAAAUAUGGAAAUAUACAUUCACAAGUUCGAGCAAUAACAGUUUUAAAAUCUUUGACUGAAAAUUGUGGUGAUAAAUUCCUUGCUCAAAUUUCUACGCAUAAAUUUACCGAUAGGCUUAGAAGUAUGGCACUAUCUCCGUAUACUGAUUCUAAAGUUCAAAAAAAAUUGUUAUCAUUAUUUGCAGACUGGUCAACAGAAUUUAAAAAUAGAUCAGGAUAUGAUGCAUUAGCAAAUCUACAUAAUAGUGUAACUUAUAGGAGUAAUAUUAAUAAUAUUGGGCUUGCAAGUAAUACAAGAAGGGGACCUGUAUCAAAAUCAAAUGAUUCGUCAUCAUCCUUCAGUGCUAAUAAGGAAAAGAGUAAAAGUGAAUCAUCUGGUGGACCGCUUUUACAAUCAAAUGAUCAAGUGCAAGGAUCUUUAUCGAUAUAUUCAGAAUAUUGUAAAAACGAUAAUGAAGUAAAUAGUAUUACUUCUGGUGUCAAAAGUAUUAAAUUACAAAAUCAAAAAGAAAAUGAUGUAUAUCAAGCUGAAGGAAAUCUUAUCGAUUUCGAUUCAUUUCCUUCAAAUACAAAUUCAAGUUAUUCAAUCGAUAAUAAUAAUAACUCAGCAUAUGCAGACCCAUUUGCAGAUCCAUUUGCAGACCCAGAAACACCUUCCAAAUCACCUGAAUCUGAAACUGUUGUUAAUGGACCAAAAAGAAGAUUAGGAUGGUAA